Molecule: messenger RNA, 920 nt
Organism: Dermacentor silvarum
Lineage: Eukaryota; Metazoa; Arthropoda; Arachnida; Ixodida; Ixodidae
Exons: 5
Coding region: 27-920 (297 amino acids)
Cellular component (GO): membrane
Molecular function (GO): ligand-gated monoatomic ion channel activity
Source: RefSeq, a predicted model, not a curated record
UUUCGCUUGCAGCGGUUGCCAUCCUAAUGGUAAUGUUCCAGAACAACUUCAAGGCAGUCGGCUCAGCAGGGAAACUCUUGGAAUACGCAUUUUUGCUCUUCGCAAUGCUUUUAACCAAAGGUCCUUCUCGGUGCCCGGAGAACACCCGCGUGCUCAUCGGAGUGUGGUGGGUAGCCGUUGUCUUCACGACUACUUCCUUCACGAGUCACAUGCAAGCCAGCAUGGCCAUAAAGACUGAGGUUCCCCGUCUCGAAAGUGUCGCUGAUAUCGUCAAGCACCGGCGCAUUGUACCUACCGUCAUCGAUGGCAUGGCUUUCGAUGUCUUUUUUAAAACGUCCGCCAACGCCGAAGACCAAGAGCUUUGGCGCCGAGUCCAGCAACAUCAUAGCCAGCUUCCCUUCAAUAAAGUCUUCCGGCGGGAAACUUAUGAAGCUGUACUGGAUGGUCGACAGGUAGUCUUCAUGGAACAAUCACUCUACCACUACGGCAUUAGGCGUCACUACUCCCAGGAGCCUCCUAGGGGUCAAUUCUAUUUCGGAAAGGUCAAAGUUCUAACAGUUCCAUGUGCGAUAUUCGUGAGCUACAACGCCAGCGACUUUCUCAAGAAAAGUCUGCAUCAAAGCACCCGCUGGAUCUGCGAGUCCGGGCUGCUAGAUCGUCACCUGGAAGGUGUGCUGCUGCAGACAUGGCGGCAGAUAAAGCGCGCGCAUAACGCAGUCGAGGCCAUCCGCGCUGAAGACAUCUCCGGGCUGUUCGCCGUCUGGAUAAUGGGAAUGGGAAUGGCAGCCGUCGCAACGUUCGCCGAGGGAAUCGUGGCAUGCCGAGGGCGCGUUGGGCCAUCAGAACCGCGCAGCGCCCUCAGGCGGCGCCGCAACAGGCUCAAGCCGGGCGUUCGGGAGCUUCUCUACUGCAAAUCGUAA